GUUUGGUCAUCCAUCGACGUUGAACUUCACACUGUCACAUCUGCGGUUCUUGUGCGGCAGAGUGCAGUUCAACUUCUCAACUUCUCGUGUACCUGCGUAACUCAUUCUGAAAUCUUCGUCCUACUUUUUCUGGCGUGAACCUUUCCUGUCCCUUCCACCAGCACUAUCACAACAGAAAUGAGCAGCUACGGACGAGGCGGUGGCGGUGGUCAUCGAGGCGGGCGAGGCGGUGGGCAAGGCGAUUUCCGAGGAGGAGGCGGGCGUGGCGACUUCCGAGGCGGUCGAGGUGGAGACAGAGGAGGGGGCGAUAGAGGUCGCGGACCAAGCCCAGGCAGAGGCAGAGGUUAUGCUCCACGAGAACAAGGAGGGGUGUUUGUUCCUCCGGGAAACCCUCCAGCUCAACUGGAUGCUCGUAUUAAGGACGAUUUAGACCUCGAUCUCGUUGGGAAGUUGAAUAGCUUACGAAUCUCUGGCUCUGAAAAUUUGCCCUUGCGUCCUGGCCAUGGAAAGAUUGGGACACCUAUCAAACUCCGGACGAACUAUUUUCCUGUAAAGGUUCCCAAGGCCAACUUCUUCGAGUACGACGUUGCUAUAUCUCCUACUAGGGGGACUGCCAACCGCCGAGUCAAGAGACGGAUUUUUCAGCUCGCAGAACAAACCCCCGAUUGGGCGAGUGGCGGUCUACGAGGCACCGUCGCUCACGAUCAUUCGGCGAAGAUUAUAGCGGCGAGGCUAUUAACGCAGCCUUUGACAGUACACGUGCCAUGGGUUGAAGAAGACGGACGAACGACAGCCAAUCAGCAAUACGUGCUGACUAUCAAUUAUGUACAGGCUAUAGACACAACGACACUUAUUCGAUAUUGCCAAGCGGACCCCAACUACAAAGACGAAGACGUCCUUCCAAUCAUAUCCGCUUUAAACUUGAUCCUGGCUGCCUAUCCAAGUAGUAGUCGCGAAGGCGUAAUGGUUGGAAGGAACCGGUUCUUCUUCCCAAGAGAUACACAAGCGACCCCUCUGGGAGGCGGCUUGGAGGCGUUCCGGGGCUUCUAUUCGUCAGUGCGACCUACAUUGAAUCAGUUGAUGGUUAAUGUCAAUGUCUGCACUACUGCGUUUUAUACAGCAGGAAACUUGGCAGAGAAAAUGAUAGAAUUUUCCGAUGCAAGUUUCGGUGCCCGGAUGAGCGCUUUCGUCAAGGGUGUGAGGGUAAAGACUAGACACCUUGGGUACACAAAGACGGUGAAGGGUGCGAGUAGUAAGACUCCUUCGCAGCACCAGUUCGAUUGUCAAGAAUUAGGGGGUCGAGUUAGCGUUGAAACUUAUUUCCUGCGAAAGUAUAACAUCAAGUUGAGAUAUCCAACCUUGCCAUUAGUCGAUGUCGGGGGGCAGAAAUCAAAUUUGCUUCCGCCCGAAGUGUGCGAAAUCCUCCCGAACCAACCUUUCAAAGGCAAGCUGUUAGAAGAACAGACUGCGUCGAUGAUCACGGUUGCAGCCAAACCUCCAAAUGUCAACGGCACUGCUAUAGUUGGAAAAGGUCUCGAUCUUCUUGGGUACCAUGGAGGACCGGAUAAACCAGUGAUGAAUGCCUUUAAUAUUAGCAUUGGUUCACAGAUGGCAGUCGUUCCAGGUCGGAUACUCCCUCCUCCUGGGAUUCAAUAUGGACAAGGGAAACCACAGGUGGAUGAUCGGGCUAGCUGGAAUUUGCGAAAUGUGAAAUUCUUCAAGGGAGCCACCCUCACCAAUUGGGCAGUUCUUCUUAUUCGAGAUGGAAACGGACGUGAUGAGUUCCAGGGUACCGCCGACCCAAGCCUCAAGCAGACGAUCGAUGGUUUUGCCGGCAUGUGCAAAACUUCCGGAAUGAAGGUCCCGGACAUGCCGUUCGCCUUACUGGAGGCCCAUCUUCCUCGCAAAGACCCUAGGGAUCCCAUAAGAGGACUCGCAAUAGGCGCAAUAAGAACCGCGAUCAUGUCUUUGAAAAAGAGACCAUCCUUCUUACUGGUCAUUCUGUCGAACGGCGAUAAAAAUAUCUACUCUGGACUGAAGCACCUAUGCGACUCGCACUUGGAUGUCCCGACUGUUUGUGUACAUUCUGCGAAAAUUCGCAAGGAAAAGGGCCAGCCACAGUAUUUCGCCAACGUUGCCCUCAAGGUGAACAUGAAACUCGGCGGUGUCAACCAUGCUCUAGAUCCGAGAAGCAUGAGUUGGCUCAAACAGGCACCGACUAUGCUUGUAGGUAUCGAUGUAACACAUCCUUCACCUGGAAGCGUUAAAGGAACGCCUUCUAUCGCUGCCGUUGUUGCGAGCGUAGAUGCUAACUUUGCCCAAUUCCCUGCCAGUAUGGAAUUGCAAGAAACUCGGAAAGAGAUGGUCACGAAUCUUGCUCAAAUGAUGGAGGCACGUUUGAAGCUUUUCAGGGCAAAGAAUGACAACAAGCUUCCCGAGCGUGUUUUGGUAUACCGAGAUGGUGUCUCCGAGGUACAGGAACACUAUGGCCUGUAUUACUGAUGCUGACAACUUGGUCGUUUUAGGGCCAGUUCAGCAUUGUCGUAAAUGAGGAACUUCCUGCGAUUCGUGCCGCCUUCAAGAAAUUCAGUACUCGGGGGCCAUACCCAAAGUUGACGAUCGUCAUCUGUGGAAAGCGUCAUCACACCAGAUUCUAUCCUACCGAAGCUCAACAGGCUGAUAAGGAUGGCAACCCUAAAGCGGGUACUGUCGUCGACCGAGGAGUUACGGCUGUCUAUAAUUUUGACUUCUUCCUUCAAGCCCACGGUGGAUUGCAAGGAACCACCAAGCCGACUCAUUACUAUGUUGUCCACGACGAGAUGAAUUUUACUGCAGACGAAUUACAGCAACUGACGAACGCUGUCAGCUAUAUGUUUGCUCGGGCCACAAAGGCAGUGAGCCUGGCUUCUCCGGCUUAUUACGCUGAUUUGGCUUGCGAACGUGGUCGUUGUUAUAUUCACAAACUGUUGCAAGGUGGAACCAGUGUGAAUACGAGCGCAACUGGUGCUGAACAGGCUGUAAUGAACGAGGCUGUUCAGUCGUGGCAUGGCGGGCCUGGAUCACAGUUGAAGGACACUAUGUACUACCUUUGAAGAUGAUGCGGUUUCAUUAUACUUCUUUUUUUUUUCCCUGUGUUUUGUUUUGUGGAUCGCUUUCAUUGUAUGCCUGUAUUGUACUAGCUGUGUAUUCUUAUCACUAAUGUGAGCUUGAUUUUGAGGCUCCCUCCAUGCCUUGGGCCUUGG
Molecule: messenger RNA, 3242 nt
Organism: Marasmius oreades (fairy-ring Marasmius)
Lineage: Eukaryota; Fungi; Basidiomycota; Agaricomycetes; Agaricales; Marasmiaceae
Exons: 9
Coding region: 178-2502 (774 amino acids)
Molecular function (GO): RNA binding; protein binding
Source: RefSeq, a predicted model, not a curated record